Molecule: messenger RNA, 498 nt
Organism: Ichthyophthirius multifiliis
Lineage: Eukaryota; Ciliophora; Oligohymenophorea; Hymenostomatida
Product: SET domain protein
Exons: 2
Biological process (GO): peptidyl-lysine monomethylation
Molecular function (GO): protein-lysine N-methyltransferase activity
Source: RefSeq, a predicted model, not a curated record
AUGAAAUACGAUGAACUGAAUAUUGAAUUAACUCAAAAAGCCCAAAAUGACUAAAAUUAUAUUCGAUACAUAAAGUGGUUAAAAGAUGGUGGUGCAAUAUUUGAUAAUAUAGAAUUUCCUGUAGCAUUUGGCCCUACAGGAUACAUAGGAGUAAUAGCAAAAGAGGAAAUACCAGCAAAUAAAGUAUUUGUGGCAAUCCCUAAUAAUCUAUUAUUAAGUACAUACCUAGUUGAAUAAAGCGAAUUAAAAGUAAUUUUGGAGGAAAAUCCUCAUUUGUUUGAUCUAGAUGAAGAUGACGAUGCUUAAUUUAAUAAAUUAGCAUUAUAUUUAAUGAAGGAAAAAAUAAAAGGCGAAAAUUCAUUUUGGUAUCCAUAUUUAUAAAUAGCUCCUGAGAGUUUUACACUUUUAGAUUGGAAAGAAGAAGAAGUGCAAGAAAUAGGAGAUCAUUACUUAUAUUUAUAGUAUAGAGAAUUUAGAAUAUCAAGUUAUUUAAUUUGA